Colletotrichum paranaense is the source of this 744-nucleotide messenger RNA. RefSeq names its product triosephosphate isomerase. The transcript is spliced from 4 exons. Gene Ontology annotation, molecular function: triose-phosphate isomerase activity. Bases 1 to 744 code for a protein of 247 amino acids. Gene Ontology annotation, cellular component: cytosol. Gene Ontology annotation, biological process: glyceraldehyde-3-phosphate biosynthetic process; glycolytic process; glycerol catabolic process. Lineage: Eukaryota; Fungi; Ascomycota; Sordariomycetes; Glomerellales; Glomerellaceae. The record is from RefSeq and is a predicted model, not a curated record.
AUGGCUCGCAAGUUCUUCGUCGGCGGCAACUUCAAGAUGAACGGAUCUGUUUCCGCCAUCAAGGAGAUUGUCCAGAACCUGAAUAACGCUACCCUCGACUCCAACACCGAGGUCGUCGUCUCCCCUCCUGCCAUCUACCUCCAGCUCGUCCGCGACCAGCUCCGCAAGGACGUCGAGGUGGCCGCCCAGAACGUCUUCGACAAGCCCAACGGUGCCUUCACCGGCGAGAUCAGCGUCUCCCAGCUCAAGGACAGCAACAUCAACUGGGCCAUCCUCGGCCACUCUGAGCGCCGCACCAUCCUCCGCGAGUCCGACGAGGUCGUUGCCUCCAAGACCAAGUACGCCACUGAGAACGGCGUCGGCGCCAUCUGGUGCUGCGGUGAGAGCCUCGAGGAGCGCGAGGCCGGCACCACCGUCGAGGUCGUCAGCAAGCAGCUUGCUGCCCUCAAGGCCGCCAUCUCCGACUGGUCUAAGGUUGUCAUUGCCUACGAGCCCAUCUGGGCCAUCGGCACUGGCAAGGUCGCCACCAACGACCAGGCCCAGGAGGUUCACGCCGCCAUCCGCGCCUGGCUCAAGAAGGAGGUCAGCGACAAGGUUGCCGACGAGACCCGCAUCCUCUACGGCGGCAGUGUCAACGAGAAGAACUGCAAGGACCUCGCCAAGGAGAAGGAUAUUGACGGUUUCUUGGUCGGCGGUGCCUCCCUGAAGCCUGGCUUCGUCGACAUUGUCAACGCCAAGCAGUAA